Penicillium diatomitis is the source of this 567-nucleotide messenger RNA. Its product is annotated as snoRNA-binding rRNA-processing protein IMP3. Gene Ontology annotation, biological process: rRNA processing. NCBI's taxonomy places the organism in Eukaryota, Fungi, Ascomycota, Eurotiomycetes, Eurotiales, Aspergillaceae. Gene Ontology annotation, molecular function: rRNA binding; snoRNA binding; structural constituent of ribosome. The record is from RefSeq and is a predicted model, not a curated record. The transcript is spliced from 3 exons. Gene Ontology annotation, cellular component: small ribosomal subunit; small-subunit processome; Mpp10 complex. The coding region runs from base 1 to 567 and encodes 188 amino acids.
AUGGUCCGUAAAUUGAAGCACCACGAGCAGAAGCUCUUGAAAAAGACCGAUCUCUACACCUACAAGUCAGACCAAGGACACCGCGCCGGUGAGAUCCAGCGAAGAUACGGAGUGACAGAUGUGGAAUACAACACCUACAAUGCCCUGUGCGGCUCACUACGGAAGAUGGCGCACAAGCUCUCACAACUAGAGCCCGAGGAUCCGACGCGUCGCAAGCUGGAGACCGCCAUGCUGGAGAAAUUGUACAGCAUUGGCGUCAUUGAGAAGAAUCGUGAGCAGGGCGGAGCUCUGUCGCAGGUGGAGCAUCUUACGGUCUCGGCGUUCUGCCGCAGGCGUUUGCCUAUUGUGAUGAUUCGGGAGCAGAAGAUGAUUCAAUACGUGGACAAGGCAAUUGAAGCAGUCGCCCAGGGUCAUGUCCGCGUCGGAACGCAAGUUGUGCAGGACCCUGCCACUCUGGUGACGCGGAACAUGGUGGACUUUGUGCAGUGGGUUCCCAACAGCAAGUUCAGAGUUGCAGGCCAGAACUAUCACGGCAAGAGGGAUGAUUUCGAUACGUUGCAAUUAUGA